AUGGUCAACCUCUUGUAUGCAGUGCUGCACUCCCUCCUGAGCUGUCUCAUCCCCCCAGCCAACCUGCUGGUUAUUGUGGCUGUGUACAGGCUGAUGAGGAAGCAACUGGGCACAGGCUACAUCUACAUCCUCAACCUGGCCACUGCUGACCUCCUGGUGGGAGUCAUGUGCAUUGCCGAGGCACUGGAUGACAUCCUUGAUGGGGACUUCGACAGCAGCAAGUCCUUCUGUCUACUGCGCAUUGCCAUGAUCAUGACACCCUGCAUUGGCUCCAUCCUGACCUUGCUCUUGAUCUCCCUGGACAGGUACCUGGCAGUAAGGCUGCCGCUCUCCUAUCCCACCCUCCUAAAGAAGACACCUGUGAUCCUUUCCCUCAUUGUCCUCUGGGUGGUCUCUUUCCUUUUUGGACACUUGCCUUUGAUUUUGCCCUCCCUCCAGCAAAGCAACUACACAGGUUACUGCGGGCUGCUGUAUGCAGCCAGGAGCGAGUACCUGUACGCGCUCUGUUUUGGUGUCUUUGCUCCGGCGCUGCUGGCGCUGGUGUGCCUGCACGUCUCUGUGGGCAGCAUUGCCUACAUGCAGCACACACGGCUCCGGCGUGCCCGCGCCCAGGCUGGACCCCUCCACAUGCACCUCCGACACUUCAAGGCGCUGCGGACUGUGCUUAUCGUCCUCAUCUGCUUCAGCCUUUCCUGGGGCCCCUACCUGGUGGGGGGUGCUGUGCAGGCCACCUGCAGCUCCUGUAACCUGGCUGGCCCACUCAAGGACAGCUUAUUCCUCCUGGGCGAGACAAACUCCCUGAUUAAUCCCCUUAUCUAUGCCCUGUACAGCAAAGACAUUAGGAACCACCUCGCCAAGCUGCUCAAGUGCAGGAAGGCAGGCUUGGUGAAGCCUUUGGCAUCGAUGCAGGUGAAUGUCCGCACUGUUGGGAGCUGUGCUGGGGACAGGCCUGAGGCACCCUAUUUGUGA
Rhea pennata is the source of this 969-nucleotide messenger RNA. Its product is annotated as glucose-dependent insulinotropic receptor-like. The record is from RefSeq and is a predicted model, not a curated record. Gene Ontology annotation, cellular component: plasma membrane; cytoplasm. Lineage: Eukaryota; Metazoa; Chordata; Aves; Rheiformes; Rheidae. The transcript has a single exon. Bases 1 to 969 code for a protein of 322 amino acids. Gene Ontology annotation, molecular function: G protein-coupled receptor activity. Gene Ontology annotation, biological process: regulation of metabolic process; adenylate cyclase-activating G protein-coupled receptor signaling pathway.